This is a messenger RNA of Salmo salar (Atlantic salmon), 1297 nucleotides long. It is a transcript of the gene grpel1, whose product is annotated as GrpE-like 1, mitochondrial. Gene Ontology annotation, cellular component: PAM complex, Tim23 associated import motor. Gene Ontology annotation, molecular function: adenyl-nucleotide exchange factor activity; protein homodimerization activity; protein-folding chaperone binding. NCBI's taxonomy places the organism in Eukaryota, Metazoa, Chordata, Actinopteri, Salmoniformes, Salmonidae. The record is from RefSeq and is a predicted model, not a curated record. Gene Ontology annotation, biological process: protein folding; protein import into mitochondrial matrix.
GAUCUCUUUCUGAUUGGUGAUUGGCUCAACCUCACCCUCCUGCCACUGGGGUACUCUGCUCCUUCAGCGUGCGUUAUCAGUGAAAAUGGCGAGCUGGUGUGUACGAGCUGUAAAACAGAGCUAUUCUGUUGUAGUAUCAUCUCCUGCAAUAAUAAGGGCAUCCCCACGGCUCCUAUGCACAGCAGCCCAGCAGAAAAGCGGCCAGGGCUCGGAGGAGGACCAGAAUGCUGAGCAGAGCGCAGCAGAGAAGGUCCUUGCUGAGGAGAAGGGCCAGCUGGAGGAGCAGCUCAAAGAGGUUACAGACAAGUACAAGCGGGCCCUGGCAGACACGGAGAACCUGAGGACGAGGAGUCAAAAGAUGGUGGAAGACACAAAGUUGUAUGGAAUCCAAGGGUUCUGCAAAGACCUGCUGGAGGUGGCGGACAUCUUGGAGAAGGCGACGGAGAGCGUGCCCAGUGAGGAGGUGUCCUCUCAGAAGAACCCCCACCUGAAGAACCUGUACGACGGCCUGGUGAUGACAGAUAAACAGAUCCAGAAGGUAUUCACCAAGCACGGCCUGGUCAAGCUCAACCCAGACGGAGGGCAGAAGUUCGACCCCUAUGAGCACGAGGCUCUAUUUCACUCCCCUGUGGAGGGUAAAGAGCCCGGCACGGUCGCCAUAGUAACCAAGGUGGGCUACAAACUCCACGGGCGCACCCUCCGGCCGGCACUGGUGGGCGUGGCCAAAGCCCCAUGAUUUAAAAAAAGAUUCAGUAAGACCGUGAUGUCAUUGUUGUUGCCUGGGUGACGGAUCACCUUGGCUACUGCAGGCUGGUCAAAGCACCCAACCCAACUCCCCAAACACCUAACGUUGCCUCCCCAACCACCCAACCCAACUCCCCAACGUUGCCUCAAAGAGGCGGGAAUCCAACUUGAACUAAUAUUAUUACCAUGGAUGACAUCACAGCCUGCAUACCGAUUCUCUACCCUUCUCCCAAAGUGUGCACUUGCUCACUCCCUGUCAUGGAUUAAAAAGCAUUGGAUUGGCUGGAGGGAGUUUAUGGCAUUGUUAAAUCCAUGAUAGGAAGUGUGCAAGUGCAUACUUUGGGGGAAGGAUGUAGAAUUGGGACACAACCCAUGUAUCUGCCAGGUGCAAUUAUAUUUUAGCAGAAGCAACACUUGUGAUGGCACGUAUAGAACAGAACCAGUUUGACAAGUCAUUUCUGUCAUCAGGAUCAGAUUCCAGUCCAUUCUUUGUCCAGUCAUUGUAAUUGUUAUGGAUGGGAGAAUGUAAUGUACCUCAUGAUUAUAUACCAAA